ACUGCGGGGCUUUUGGUGCCAGAGGGCGCUGAGAUCUCAGCUGCAGCAGCAGCAACUAGGGGCGGAGCUCCGUAGUUCAGGGCGGAUCCCGCGGAGAGAUCAGCCGCCGGUUUCAGGAACGCGGAGAAGGAGCCGGGUCAGCGAGGCGCUGGGCGUCCUCCUCGGGGUUGGCACCACCGCCGCCGCCCGGGCAUGAGGAUGACGGUCGCUGCGGCGGGGGACGGGGGCUCGCCCAAUCCAGGCCCCGCGGCGGUGUCGCUGGGUCUAAGCGUGGCCGUGGUCUCCAGCCUGGUGAAUGGCUCCACUUUUGUGCUGCAGAAGAAAGGGAUCGUGCGCGCUAGAGGACGAGGAACUUCAUAUUUAACAGACAUAGUCUGGUGGUCAGGCACCAUUGCAAUGGCCCUUGGCCAAAUCGGGAAUUUCUUAGCCUAUACUGCAGUUCCUACUGUUCUGGUGACUCCUCUUGGAGCUCUGGGGGUUCCAUUUGGAUCCAUUUUAGCUUCCUACUUACUGAAAGAAAAACUCAACAUUCUUGGCAAGCUGGGCUGCCUGCUGAGCUGUGCAGGUUCUGUUGUUCUCAUAAUCCAUUCUCCGAAGUCUGAAAGUGUCACCACACAGGCCGAGCUUGAAGAGAAGCUCACAAAUCCAGUGUUCGUGGGUUACCUCUGCAUUGUCCUUCUCAUGCUCCUCCUGCUUAUCUUUUGGAUUGCACCUGCUCACGGACCCACCAACAUUAUGGUUUACAUCAGCAUUUGUUCAUUGCUAGGAAGCUUCACAGUGCCCAGUACAAAAGGCAUUGGACUAGCUGCUCAAGAUAUCUUUCACAAUAACCCAUCGAGCCAAAGAGCACUGUACCUCUGCUUGGUCCUGCUGGCAGUAUUAGGAUGUAGCAUCAUAAUUCAGUUCAGGUACAUCAAUAAGGCUCUGGAAUGUUUCGACUCCUCGGUGUUUGGUGCCAUCUACUAUGUAGUGUUCACUACUCUGGUCUUGUUGGCCUCAGCCAUCCUGUUCAGAGAGUGGAGUAAUGUUGGAGUGGUGGAUUUCUUGGGGAUGGCUUGUGGAUUCACCACUGUAUCUAUUGGAAUUGUUCUCAUACAAGUCUUCAAGGAGUUCAAUUUCAGUAUUGGGGAUUUAAAUAAGCCCAAUACGAAGACUGAUUGAUACCAUGAUAUCAAAAGGGACUGGAUGACCCAGAAAAUAAUAAAAGCCUUUCCACUUCUAGGCUAUGGGAAUGACAGAGACUUUGAUUUCUAAGCCCAGAGAACAACAGAGCCUUUCAUUCCUUGUUGGAAUGUGUGAAAUGAAUUGGCGUUCUCGAUCCAGUUUCUCUAGAACUAACUGUUAAUCAUGCUUCAACUAUCUAAAUGGUAUUAAAAUGGAAUACUCUCAUACCCCUCACGACAGGCGGGUAAGAACUGCAUCAGUGCAAAAGCUGGUGUAUUUCUUCAUCCUAGAAAGGUGAUGUAUACAGUGAAGGUUGAGGUGUUCUAGAAGUUUUCAAAAUGUCUUCCUGAAACAUGGUUGUGAAUAAAUUAAAUCCAGCGUCUGUGCUCCAUUGGGCAGGUGUAAUGAAUGAUAAGCUGUUCCUUUGAAAAAUGUAGAUACACUUCAGAAAUUUAGAUUGGAUUCCCCCCCCCCCCCAAUAUCUCUUUCGUUAGGUAGAAAAAUUCAUUUUUCUCACAGCUUUAUUUGAGGGUUCUUUAAAUCCAUGUUUCAGAAUCUGCACACUGGUAAAUUCCCUUCCUUCACUGACUUUCUCUGUCAUCUGGAACGGCGCCGAAGAGCUCAUAAUUAAGUCCAAGAUACAGUGCAGUGUAUUUGUCUCUCAAAAUAUUUUCUUACCAGCGCAUAGUUGCUCACACUUAAGUAAAUACAGCAGUUGGUUUACAGAUAUGCCUUUUUGUUCACAGUAAGCAUUUGAAGUGCAUUAACACAUUACAUGAAUUCAGGAGCUUUUAAUAAUCAACAGACAAGAAUGUUAGGAUCGUGGCAGAUUGUAACCACUUUUCUACUUUUUUUUUUAAUUGGUCAUUUGUAAAUAGUUGGAAAGUACUUCAGUGCCUUUUGCAUUCUAAAAAAGACCACGGCAGCACAAUUUCAUAUAUACUUUAGAGUCUGAAUUUAUAACUGAGGUGAUUGCGUGGUAACUUCCAUGCACCUCCUGUUGUGUGAGAGUUCUGAAGAGAGGUGUUCUAAAAUUGCCCAUUCACAGCCUUCCAGGUUUUUUUUUCUAACCAAGUAAACUACUUCAUAACACAGGUUAUGAAGUCAGGUUUUGAACUGGCACUUUUGCACUAUUCAGGGAAAAAGGAAGGUUGUGGUUAAGUGAUUCUGUAAGAGGAAAGAAAAAUGUUCAAUUCCUGUCAAGGAAAGUUUAGGCCUUUAGCCUAAGUAACACUUCAGUCAUCCAAAAUGUAGAGCCUGGAUAUUGCUGGAAAACAGUUCAGAUUUGCUUGAGACACAGAACUCGCUCGUUUUAGCAAAACGACUAGCUAAUUUGGUAUACCUGAUUCAGAUAUUAAGAAUUUACUUUGCUAUAUGCACCUUCAGAUUUCAUUUUAACAGCUUGAGGAUAUUUGAAUAUAUAUUAGUAAUUAAUUUUAACGCAUUUGACGUCGGACAUAGAAAGACAUUUUUCCUAUCAGUUCCAAAGAUACAUAACAUAGGUAUUGGAGUAUUGAUCCAAAUAUGCACACCUUUUCCUAAGUAUGCAAUACUUUUAAAAUUCUGUGAACUUGGAAGUUCAGUUUCUGUAUUCACAAAGCAAAUAAGGAAUCGAUGAAUUCAGAUUCCAGCUUCAACCUCAUUAAAAGCCACUCCUGUCCGGGCAAUAACGUUACUUACCCUGCGGGUGAAAGUUAAACAACAAAGUUAAACAACUGCAGCAUAGAGAGUUGUCGGUUUUCUACAUUAACGCAAAUAAUCAGCGCAGAAGUUCUGCAAUUCUUGUAAGGUUCGUCUGGAAAAUUACAAAUGGGAUGUCAGUUUCCAAAUUGAAUUUGAUAAAAUAAAAGGGCAUUUCUCAUGUUGCUUGAGAGUUUAUACAAGAGAUGUAUACUGUUAAUGUUUGGAUUGCCCAUAGGUAUCUCUCUCACCCGUGUCUACAUAUGUUGGAGUAGAUAAAUAUAAGCCACUUUAAAUGUGAUGGUGGUCACCACUCGUAACUUGUGAAAAGACCCUUAAUCAAGGGUCCACAAAUGUUGUGUUGGCUUGCAGGGUGAUAAUCACCAAAACCCUUCCCAAAAUCUCCUAACAUGAACAGAGGGCUUGGGAAAGAAGCAAGGUCUUCUCUUAUUUUUUGUAGGAUAUGGAGAAAGUAUGAAACAUUGGGAUUCUCUCCCAGUGCUUGGAAUGGAAUCCUGAUGUUUCUUACCUGCUUCAGAAGUGCAAUUGGGUUCGGAUUGGCUCACCAUGUGUCCUGCUCACCAGAGGACACUUGUCUGAGAAAGGUGGAUUUAUGGAUGACUGCCCUUAAUCAGUAUUCAUAAAGUUUAGGUAUUAGUUUUGUGUGGAAGCUUGCUGUUUGUGAUGGUAAGUUUCUGGAGGGAAUCAUUCCAAGGCACUGUAUUUUUUAAACAAGGUGUGCUUGACAUUUCAAGUUUUUAAAAGAAAAUCAUUGAGAUGUGGUAAUUCUUUUCUUGGUUUUUUUUUAAAAAAGAUAUAUAUCCAGAGAUUAAAUUGCAGUUGAUUGUUUUCCCCCCCUAGCCUUUGACUUAUGAUGACCUCAGUUUAGUUUUCCUUAAUGUAGGUAGGCACAUGGUUAUGAGCGUUAUCUCAUUCUAGAAAUUAAAACAAAUGCUCGUGUGCAUUACUGUUCUCUACGAAAAAGUGCCUAACCAAGUAUGCUGGUACUUAUGCACAUUUAAAAUUCUAUACAAAGGUAUUCUUGACUGAAUGAGGCAUUGUCAGUCUAGGCCUGGGAUGGCUAAGGGGGGAAGGUUGCCACUCUGUCUUCCCAAUAAUGUUUCAGGGGCAGAAAUCUAUUUUGCCACCCAAACAUACCCUGUCAGGCUCCAUAAUAAAGAUUAUGCCAUCUGGAAGGAAGCUCUUUACAAUUAUGGAGAGUGUAUGUUUGUGUGCUCAAGCAUAAUAAAGACAAAUAUAUAUAUAUAUGCUUAUGUAUAACAAACAUGCUGCAGACAAAUCCGAGAGAGAUGUAGCGUUAAAGUAUGGGAUUUAUCUCAUUCUUCCAACUGAAAUUUUUUUUUUUGCUUUCCUUAAGAGUGUAUAUAUACUUGAUUUACCACCCCUUGAUUUUAAAAGGGAAGGGCCGACAGGUAAAAAUGACUGUGGAGCCUGCCAGCUGGCCAUUCCUUCUCUGGUCAGUAGAGCAUGGCAAGUCCAUUUGUGGUGCUGUCACCUUUCUGCAACGCACCUACUCUCUGCUUGUGACACUUUUUGAACUGGUUUAAGUAGGUUGAUUUCUGAUAUUUGGGCCUCGUUUUUAGGUGCAGUGAGAUGACCUCGAGGCCAAAAGCCAGAAUGUUCUGACAUAUUUUUAGAGACCUUGCACAUAAUUUGACAUUUUGAAUGGCAUUUGACAUUUUGAAUGGCAAAUAGAUGCAUUUAUUUUUGUUACAGUGUUCAGCUGAUAGUUUUCCCUUCCAUUUUUUUUUUUGGGGGGGGGGUUGGUUACCCUGUGUGAAGGUCAGUUUUCCUGAACUCCGGGUGUAAAAUAAUCAACAGUAAUAGUAAUGCUAGUAAACAAUACGUUUCUUCCAUUCCCUGAUCUUCCUCUGUUGUUACUACUUUGGUUGUUUGUGUGUUUUAAGUUCCUUACAGUAUCGAUUGGUGUCCCAUACUGGGAAAUAAAUAUGUAUGCAGUUAUCGCCUCAACUUCAGUCUUCCUCAAACUUUGACAUGCACUUUCUAGGUUGCAUAGUUUGUGCACAUUGAUUGUACAGGAACCUAGGCACUUAAAACAUUUUCAUAAGCUUGGGCUCUAAUUAUUUUAAGUGGACCAUAUAUUCAUGGAAGGGCAUUGCACUAUACAGUAGUUGAGCAUGCUCUAAAGGCAUUUCAUAGCAUAUUUAUGAAGUAUGAUAAUGAUGUAUAGAAGACACUUAAUUCUGUUGAGAAACAUGUUGUAGGAUUUACAUAUUUAUCCCCUGCUGUAUUGACUUUCUUUAAGUCUAAUAGUAAUAAACCUUUCUGAUGAAGCCAAAAAACAUUUUUGUAAUAUCCUAAAUACAACACAAUAUUCUAUGUGUUUUUUUAAAGCAAACCAAGGUUGCAACUCACAGCCUGCUUACACAGGAAUACUUUUUUUGUAGACUUUGGGCACAAUCCACUAACAAAUACUUAGAAACUUGAUAGAGCAACUCCAGAAAUACUUAAAACAAAGGCUGUAAUUCUUACUUGGACUAGGGAGCAAGUAUCAUUAAAGAAUGUGGGACUCAGUUCUUAAUAAAUAUGAAGUGCUCUUUAAUUGGC
This is a messenger RNA of Zootoca vivipara (common lizard), 5433 nucleotides long. It is a transcript of the gene NIPA1, whose product is annotated as NIPA magnesium transporter 1. NCBI's taxonomy places the organism in Eukaryota, Metazoa, Chordata, Lepidosauria, Squamata, Lacertidae. Gene Ontology annotation, cellular component: membrane. Gene Ontology annotation, biological process: magnesium ion transport. The record is from RefSeq and is a predicted model, not a curated record. Gene Ontology annotation, molecular function: magnesium ion transmembrane transporter activity.